Messenger RNA from Lolium perenne, 3058 nucleotides. RefSeq names its product casein kinase 1-like protein 4. The record is from RefSeq and is a predicted model, not a curated record. Gene Ontology annotation, molecular function: protein kinase activity; ATP binding. Gene Ontology annotation, biological process: protein phosphorylation. Lineage: Eukaryota; Viridiplantae; Streptophyta; Magnoliopsida; Poales; Poaceae.
CCAAAUAGCGCGGCCAGACAAAACAAAACAGCAAAUCUAAUCCACUCCAACCCUUCUAGAAGCUUCAGCCUCCUUUGCUCCCCCUCCCAACUUCCUCCUCGCCCUUUCCCUACUCCAAACCCUAGCUUCCACUAGCCGCCGCGGCAGCGGCUCCAUGGAUCGGAUCGUCGGCAGCAAGUAUAAGCUGGGCCGCAAGAUCGGGAGCGGCUCCUUCGGGGAGAUCUACCUCGCGACGCACGUCGACACGUACGAGAUCGUCGCCGUCAAGAUCGAAAACAGUAAAACCAAUCACCCCCAAUUGCUUUAUGAGGCCAAGCUGUAUAAUGCUCUUCAGGGAGGGACUGGUAUUGCAAACAUAAAAUGGUGUGGAAUUGAUGGCGAGGAAAAUGUUCUUGUUAUUGAUUUGCUUGGGCCAAGUCUCGAGGAUUUGUUUGUUUAUUGCGGCCGGAGAUUCUCACUGAAGACAGUUUUGAUGUUGGCAGAUCAGAUGAUAACAAGAAUAGAGUUUCUGCACUCCAAGGGGUAUUUGCACAGAGAUAUCAAGCCCGAUAACUUCCUUAUGGGCCUUGGUCGAAAAGCAAAUCAGGUCUACAUCAUUGACUUUGGACUUGCAAAAAGAUACCGUGACUCAACCACCAAUCGCCACAUACCUUAUAGAGAAAAUAAAAACUUGACUGGAACAGCUCGCUAUGCAAGUUGCAACACUCAUCUUGGGAUUGAGCAAAGCCGAAGGGAUGAUUUGGAGUCCAUUGGAUAUGUUCUGUUGUAUUUUCUGAGGGGAAGUCUUCCUUGGCAGGGUUUGAAAGCUGCUACAAAGAAGCAGAAGUAUGACAAAAUAAGUGAGAAGAAACUUUCAACACCUAUCGAGGUUUUAUGUAAAUCACACCCUGUGGAAUUUGCGUCUUAUUUCCACUAUUGCCAUUCAUUGACAUUUGAUCAACGGCCAGACUAUGGAUUUCUGCGACGGCUCUUUAGAGAUCUGUCUGACCGUGAAGGUUACGCAUUUGACCAUGUCUUUGACUGGACAUUAUUGAAGUGUAAGCAAACCCAGAAGGUGAAGGCUCAACAGCAAGAUCCAGGUGUAAGUAGCAGGCAGGCUCCAAUUAAUAUGGACAAGCACCAAGUCAGUGGUUCACGGGCAGCUGAAGCCUCUGGUCAGCUUGAAGCAGAACAACGCCCGGCAAUCAGAAUGCAAAUAAGAUCUAGUGCCGAGAACAGCCGUUCAAAUAAUCGACAUUCUGAUAAAUUGAGGUUGGGUGCUAGCACCGAUAAUGCAUUUCUGCAAUCGACAUCAUCUGGUAAUGCUGAUGCCCAAAGGAAGAAUAUAUCAAUCUCGAAAACACAGGGGCUUGUUGACCCCCACAAUCAUGGAACUAAUAAUCAAGGGCCUUCAAACCAACUUUAACACUCAGAUCAGCUGGCUCCAGUUCAUGAUGGUCUAUUUAUUAAACCAUUGGGAAGCCAUCUCCUCUCAACUAUGACUGAACCGAUCUGCCCGGUGACAGGCAACUGGGAUGAACCACUGGUGUGACAGACCAUGGGGAAAGCGAUGCAGAGGUGCUGUGGAUCCCUAUCUUCGAUGGGCAGGAGGACUCGAUUGCUCGACCCCAAAGAGGAAGUUUCUCUGUCAAAGAAUACUUGCAAAGUUCAUGUGGCAAGUUUUUCCGAGGGUGGUACUACUGGAGGUACAGGGCAGACCAGCGGCUGACUGGAAACUGUUGUGGAAGUGGCCAUGCCCAUGUUGUUUUUUAUCACUUAAUCUGGCAUUUGGCACACAAAAAGUCCAUCUGCUCCGGCUGAACCUCUGCAAACUUUGACAUUGACACCAUCUGCCUGUUGCACCGCCGAUUUGAUGAAGAGGUCGCAAUCUUUUCCUGUGGUUUAAGGAGGUAAAGCACAGAUGGCUGCUGGUGGCUAACCCGUGGAUGUGUAGCAAUUCAUCCUAAGCUUCCAUUCUGCGAGCGUGUUGUAGUGCAGGAUAUCCUGGUAGUUUACUAGCACUGCAGACUCAAAAGCAUGUUUCUUCUUAUUGUGAUGGUGAGUUUGCUGAAACAAAACUUCAGCUGGAGGCAGGCAAAAGACUGAGAUUUCGUGUUUGACAUGGAACACGGCAGAAUUCUGGAACUGCUUUCACAAUAUUGCCACAUGGCCAUUUUGUGGAUCUGAUUGCUCAGUGAAUAUGUUUCAGCCGAAAAUUUGGAGCCAACGUGUAACCUGUCAGGUUUUUAAGGUAUCCUCUGUAUUGCAUGAGGUGAUUGCUACCUGAAAACAUGGUUGAUAAGCUGCGAUGAAAUCAGCAUCAGUUAUCAUUCAGUGGUGAAGAAUUCGCCUUUUCAUAUUAGUAGUAUGUGGAUAAUACUUGGAAGCUAACGUAGGAAUGGCAGUAACCUAUUUUGUGUUCUAUAUGACCGUACAAUAUGAGACCUCAUCUGGGCUCAUUGAUUCAGGGUUCUUUGCCAGUAACAAUACUGGUGCUGUAUUCUUUGAAAGAGAGCUUGGUGACUCACUGGAAUACCUGUAGCUUUAAUUAGGGAGCAGCGUCGGUGCGAUGAUGAACACCCCCUUUUUACGUCUCACUUGGAUCUCCCUCUGAACUUAUAAUUACUUUAACUUAUGCUCUCAAUCUGCAAGCAGAAAGCAGCGUCUUAUUCAACUUAGAUGGGCUUUAGCAUCAAAUAUGUUCGUGUCAGAUCCCAACAAGGAUCAUGAAGAGUGAGUUGGGAAGAUGUGAUUGUUUUGUUAUCCUGGGCGUGUCUGGAUGACUAUUGUGACUGGUUCUGACAAUUUGCCUGAUUUUGAUACAAAUGGUUUUGUGUUCAUGUGAGAACUGGUGAUAAAGAUCCUCCUCCAUUGUCUUAACCUGGUGCAGAUGAAGAUAAAGGAGAUCACAUACUCAAUCUACCAGAGCAAGAAAGCCUUGCCGGUUUCUGUAAUAUUUUCAGCCGAGCUAAAAUGAUCAUUGAUGUACUAUUGUGAGCCCUGCUGGGUACUGCCAAGAAUUUGUGUUUCACUAGUUUCUCAUGGAGUAAUUUUUAUAGAAUCUUCAUGUUUUCAGUCA